UCUUCUUUUCGUAAACCACACACACAACAUCUUAAAUAAGAAGAAUCUUUAAAAUUUUCAUUGUUGAGUGUGAAACAAAAAAUGUGUUACAAAAUUCUUCCACCUCUUGUUAUUCCGUCGGGGAGCUUCCACGAAAAUACUCCGGUGGCAGAAGUGACGACAGUGGCAACGUCAGAGGUAGAAACCACAGCUGGUCACCGUAACGGUGGCGGUGGAAAGAAGAAGUGUGUAUGUUCACCGUCGAAGCAUCCAAGAUCGUUCAAGUGUAGGUAUCAUCAACAUGAAUAUCAAUGGCUUCCUUCAUCAUCUUCUUCUUCUUCUUCUUCGACUCUCCACAAAUAACACAUAUCAUCCAAUUCAUCAUGUAAUCAAUAAUUAUAGUUUUUAUAUUUUAUUACACAUGGUUAUUAUUUAAUUUGAGUAUUUCAAAAGUAGAAAUUGUGUUGUGGUUCUUGUCUUUUUAUAUAACGAUGUUGUUUAAUCCCCAAAAUUAUAAAACUCGGCAGCAAUAUUCGUUUUAAAAGUAA
Messenger RNA from Camelina sativa (false flax), 527 nucleotides. RefSeq lists its product as uncharacterized. Lineage: Eukaryota; Viridiplantae; Streptophyta; Magnoliopsida; Brassicales; Brassicaceae. The record is from RefSeq and is a predicted model, not a curated record.